Messenger RNA from Xiphophorus couchianus (Monterrey platyfish), 3059 nucleotides. It is a transcript of the gene prr7, whose product is annotated as proline rich 7 (synaptic). The transcript has 4 exons. NCBI's taxonomy places the organism in Eukaryota, Metazoa, Chordata, Actinopteri, Cyprinodontiformes, Poeciliidae. The record is from RefSeq and is a predicted model, not a curated record. Bases 1746 to 2642 code for a protein of 298 amino acids.
UCUGGUGCUGCGUCCUUGGAAAACCCCCUGCUGGCGGUUUGAUUUGUAUUCCCAUCCAGCAGGCAGGCAGGCAGGCGGAAAGUCAGAGUCACGAAACACUGAUGAGAGAAGAGGGACAGACUGGAUGAAGCAGAGGCAGGGGAGGAGUCCUGCUGCCAAGGUGAACCUUUAAAGCUGCGUGUUUAUACGGACGUGCCGAACAGAAGCGGAGCCGCGGAUCGCGCGCCUGUCCCCGGGGUGACGGUCAGAGUGCAGCCGCUGGAAUAACCUCACAGACACGGAGCCGUCUUUGCUGGAAGGACGCGUUAUUUUUUUUAUUUUUAUUUUUUCCCCGCGUGUUUGUGGACAUUUUGGGGCAUAAAGUUCGCCGCCAUGGAAUGAGUUGAGUGGUCUACUCCGUCGAGAGCAGCGGAGGGAUUCAAGAAAGACGGUCAGGCCAUCACCCGCCCCACAGAGCUGUCUCGCUGUCUAACUGUGAUAUCUGCCGCACUCCUCCUGAGAAUCGCGAACGGCUGGAGAAUGAAGAGUCCCGCCGGGAUCUAAGGGGGAGGAAUUCGGCUUCCCGACGGUGUGGGGGAGACCCCCGACUCCCUGAAGGGACCAGCUGUUGGGCUGCGUGCGGAUGAAGGCAUCACUUCUGUGGGUUUUUGCGCUUCUGAUUGGAUGUCGCCUCCAUUCAACCCUCCAAAGAUCACAACCUGAAAGAAGACCAUUUGUUUUUUCUCUGACAGGAAAAUGUUUUCAGUCGUGUGGAUCCUGCAGAGCGCCGUGGGGGCUAUAAGUGGUUGUUUGCUGUGGAAAUGAGGAGGAAAGACAGAUUUUGUCUUUGAUUCUUUAGAAAUAGGCCAACUGAAAUGAUUAAUCGUUUUAAUUAUGAUUCACCGAGCAACUCAUGUAGUAAUCGAUUAAUCAUUAACUGGAGUAUACAGUAUAGAAAAAAGUUAUUUGCUGAAAUAGCAUUUUCAGUAAUUAAGCCAAAACUGUACAAAAUAUGUACAUUUGCAUUUAGAACAAAAAUCCUUUGUAAAUAUGUUCUACACAGAACUCCUUCAGUGGCUCAGUUCAGGCUUCAUCUGGUUCAAAUUUUGUAAACAACAAAAUCUUUUAAGCUCCUUUGCUAUUCAGUUAAUAAUCAGUUAAUGCAAAGAAAUAGUCAAAUUGCACAUCAUCAAGCUGUUUGAUGUUUUAGGCAAUAAAAUCUUUAUUUUCUUAUUUAAAAGGGAAGUGAAUUUGUUAAGUUGCAACUUUUAUAGCAUUUCUAAUAUUGCAUAAAAAAGGCUUAAACAUGCUUAAAGAUCUUAAAAAUAUGCCAAUUUUUUAUCUGAUUAAUUGUCCGAAUAAUCAAUUACUAAUAUAAUUGCUAGUUGUAACCCUAUGAAAUAGCAGAAUUUUGAGGAGAGCAACAUAAACCUCGACUGCUUUUAAGAAUUUGAUCAGCUGUUAACACAUUCAAAACUAUAACAUGGAAUGUUUUUAGCUGUUAUAAUAAUGUCCAUCACAAACAUUCGUCCUUAUUUUAAUUUGAUACUUUGACUUAUAUCAGUCUUCAAACAUGUGACGUUUGGGGUAUUUUUCAAUCUGUCUCAAGCUUUAUGAACUUGGAUGGUCUGUUCUCCCUUUCAUUGUUGUGAAGAACAUUUUUUAUCUCCUAAAACCAUUUUUUAUCUCCUAAAAACAUCUUUUAUCUCCGAAAAACUUUUCUUAUCUCCUCGGGCGGAGAAUUCACUACUCUUCUUUUCACCGCCAUGGUGAUGUCCCAGGGCACCUACACCUUCCUGGCCUGUUUCGCUGGCUUCUGGUUGGUCUGGGCCCUCAUCGUCAUGCUGUGCUGCUUCUGCAGCUUUUUACAGCGCCGGCUGAAGCGGCACAGAGAGGACAGACUCAGAGAACAAUGUUUGCAGGCCGUGGAGAUGGAGCCGCUUUCUGCUCAUCCUGCCGGAUACCCAUCGGCGCCGCCACCGGCGCAGCCUCCGCAGGUGCAGAGGGAGCCGCCACCGCAGAUCUGCCCUUCCCAGAUGCUGGCGGCGCCCGUCGCUCUGCCGGUUCCUCAUCCGAUGCCACAAGCCAACUGGGUCAGCAUGCCAGACACAGAUGUAUUUGGGAAGCCACCUUGCUAUGAGGAUGCGGUCCUGAUGGAGGACCCCCCUCCACCCUACAGCGAGGUCUUGGCUGACCCUCGAGGGGGGACGUACCUGAAGCCCGGCCCACUCCGGGGAGCACCGCUGCCUUCCAGGGAAAACCCCCACCUGCCUCCGGUCGUCACAUCCGAGACCAGCAAGCCCCCAGUGGCCACCGUGUUCCCUGACAGAGGUUACUCCUCGCUAAUCCGCCUGCCUUCAUCCCAGCGCUGGGACUCGUUGGGUCACCUCCUGUCCAACAUGGACCUGAACAACAGCCUGACCCCACCGGGGGCACGCUCGCUUCAGGUGGCCAACACCGCCGCCAUGGCGACCAUGCCGCGCAGGGAGUCUAGGACUCAUUAUGAGAGUAUGCAAAGUGAAAUACGGGGACUUCAGAGGAGCAUGCGGGGAUUUCAGGGAGGAUUUCAAGGUAUUCAGGGGGUUCAUAGACUGAGAAGUCUGGAGCCUAGCUGUGGUAUGCCAACCGCCUUCCCUUUGCUGGGUCGCAGCACUGCGGUCUGAGCCUGGAUCCCUACUGGGAGCAUCGUAUCACCCAGUAAGAGGAACUGGAAAUGAACUCAGGAGUGUACUUACUUAGUUUGCAGAGCUAAUGUGUGAGUACAGGAGGACACAAACCAGUUUGUACCAGUAGCUGUGCUUCCAUUGAUCAUGUAAUUAUGAAAUGUGACAUUUGGAAAAUAAAUUUGCUUUAGGGAAAUACACCAAUUUUGAAAAAAAACUUGUUUUCAAUAAAAUGUUUUGCCAUUAGGAUGAAGUGGUUUGUUUGGCCAUAUCGAAAUUGGUUUAUUUCGCAAAACUGCAUUGGAAACGUUUUUUGGCAUCGCAUGAGUCACAAUCAACAACUGGAUGUUGCCACUAGUGCUAACCACAAAGAAGAUAAUAACAUGUUUUUAAUAAAUUAUCGAGUGAACAAACUUA